ACUAACACCAACAUCACACCCCAGAUCAGCAUGGCGGAACCAGAGAAGAGCCUCAAGAAGCUGGAAGCAGAGCAAGAAGCAGACGACGCCGACCUCCUCGCCUCUCUCGACAAAGAAGCCAAAGAGUUCGACAAGGACGCCGAAAUCCAACGCAUCCUCUCCGCCUUCCGCGCAAACGCCUACGACGUCCUCGACCUCCAGCCCGGUGUGCCAGACGACGACAUCAAGAAAACCUACCGUCGCAAAUCCCUCCUCAUCCACCCGGACAAAUCCUCCAACCCCCGCGCCCCCGACGCCUUCGACCGACUCGCCAUCGCUUAUCAAUCACUACUAGACGCCAAGAAACGUGAACGUCUCGACGAAGCUAUAGCGGAUGCUCGCGAGCUGUUGAUCCGGGAUCUAGGAUUGACCAAAGAUAGCGAAGAAGUUAAGGAUCCAGAUGUAGUGUUUAUGGGCAAAUGGAGGGAAAAGGUCAAGUUUGUGCUUGCUGAUAAUGAGGCACGGCGGCAACGGCAGAUGAAGGCGCAGAUGCAGGAGGAAGGGAGGCAGCAGCGGAAAGACGAGGAGGAACUGACGGAGAGGAAAAGGAAGAGGGAGCAUGAGGAGCAGUGGGAGAAGACGCGGGAGAAGAGGAUUGAUAGUUGGAGGGAGUUUAGUGGGAAGAAGGGGGCGACAACUAAUGGUGGGGUGAAGAAGGGGAAGAAGAUGAAGACGUUGGGAUGAGGUGAUGGGACGGUGGGAGGAGGUUGAAUGCUUUAUGGUACUGGCUGUGUUACGAUAUCUUUAGCGAGGCGUUUGGGCGUAGUGAUAUUGCUGGCCUAUGGCGUGAUGAUCUGCCGGGCAGUCAUGAAAUAUUUGAGCCACGAACGCCUGAAGGCGGCGACAGGUUGAGCAUGGACAUAAGACUCACCGAUACUCAUUAUACAGCACAACGUGCUAUGGAACGGCGAUCGAGCA
Molecule: messenger RNA, 957 nt
Organism: Baudoinia panamericana UAMH 10762
Lineage: Eukaryota; Fungi; Ascomycota; Dothideomycetes; Mycosphaerellales; Teratosphaeriaceae
Exons: 2
Coding region: 31-723 (230 amino acids)
Source: RefSeq, a predicted model, not a curated record